Messenger RNA from Rotaria sordida, 3686 nucleotides. The record is from the annotation of a GenBank genome assembly. Lineage: Eukaryota; Metazoa; Rotifera; Eurotatoria; Philodinida; Philodinidae.
GGCAAAAAACGCAGAAAUUGUUGAAUGAAUUUUUUCAUAAAUAUUAGUCUUACCAUGAAUAUGUUCGGAUGACUUAUCAUCAUUCAAAUAAACCUUACGAAUUAUACGACACUCUGUGAAAAUACUUUCGUCAAUGCACAUCUUCUUACGGAAAUAUGCAGCCUUUUUUUUUUAUUGUUUCACUCGUUGGGCAUUGUGUAUAACUACCAACGGCAAGCAGAUCUCUAUCAGCAUCAUUAACGAGUUCACAGUACGCUGCUAAUGGACCGAUUUUAUUUGCUCAUUUACCUAAAAUGUAUAUUUUAUAUUAAUAUAAAUUUUCAACGUAAAUAGUAAAAAUUCUUACCGACAAGCAAACGUUUUUUACUAGAUACUUUACGUGCAGCUGUUUUGAUGACAGGAUUAUGAUGUUCUUGACCAAAAACUCGUACCAAAACAAGUACCGAUGAGUUCUGAUCUGCACUGUAAAAAAAAUUCGUAGAAUACUAAACCCUAGUACUUUAGGAAAAUUUUCCUAAACCCUUAAAGGGUUUAUGCUGGUGUGUUAAACCCUUAAAGGGUUUUUGUGCGAAAGGGUUUCCGAGAAAAAGGGUAUUUAAAAAUAAAAAGGGUUUAUGACUAGUGAAAAAGGGUUUAUUGUUCUGCCCUUUCAUGAAAAGGGUUUAUUAUUCUACGGCCAAGGGUUUAUUGUUCUACUUUUUAUAAAAAGGGUUUAUUAUUCUAUGGCUAAGGGUUUAUUGUUCUACUCCUUCAUGAAAAGGGUUUAUUAUUCUACGGCUAAGGAUUUAUUGUUCUACUCUUUCAUGACAAGGGUUUAUUAUUCUACGGCUAAGGGUUUAUUGUUCUACUCUUUUAUGUAAAGGGUUUAUUAUUCUACGGCUAAGGGUUUAUUGUUCUACCCUUUCAUGAAAAGGGUUUAUUAUUCUACGGCUAAGGGUUUAUUGUUCUACUCUUUCAGGAAAAGGGUUUAUUAUUCUACGGCUAAGGGUUUAUUGUUCUACCCUUUCAUGAAAAGGGUUUAUUAUUCUACGGCUAAUGGUUUAUUAUUCUACUCUUUUAUGUAAAUGGUUUAUUAUUCUACGGCUAAGGGUUUAUUGUUCUACUCUUUCAGGAAAAGGGUUUAUUAUUCUACGGCCAAGGGUUUAUUGUUCUACCUUUUUCAUUAAAAUGCUUUAUUAUUCUACGGUCGAGGGUUUAUGUAAUAGAUUUAAUGAAUGUUUAUGAAACGCCAAGAUUUGCUCAAGUGGUUCGUAUUCUCAAAAUGAAUUACAAAUGGUGGUUGUUGGUAGACAUAUUGAAAACUAUUUGUUACAAUGAGAAUUUAUGUGCUUGGGAGAUCAAAUCAAAGAAUAAUUAUUCUAUGCUUGAUCCAUAUUGUGCGAAAUAUUUUUAUAAAGGACUUGACAUUUAUGAAUUAGAUAACUUAAGUUUUGUUUCAUUUACUGCACGUCUCACUUUGUAUUGAUAAAUUCACAAGAGAUAGUUAGUAUUCCACAAGUUCUUAUCUGAUUGAAAUAUAUAUAAAUUUCUUAUUGAUCAAACUAGAACUUAAUUGCAUCUGAUCAUCAUUAAAUCUUUCUAAACUUCUUUUUAUAUCAAUAGAUAUUAGACAUAGUAUACGACUGAAAAUCAUCGUAUUAUAUUCAAAUACAAAAAUUUAGAACAACCAUACGUAAUAGAUUUUUCGGAUUAUAGAGAAUAAUAAAUUUUCCUACUUUACUAAAAUAAGAUACCUCAUCAUCUAUCUGAAUCAUCAACAGAAGAGACAAAUUUACUUUAGACUUAAGAUUUGAAACAUAACGUAUUUAAAACUUUUAAAAGUUACGUUUUUGUUUAAAUCCAUAUCUUUUAAUCAUUUUUAAUAUUAAAAGAAAAAACAUGAUGUCUUUUUCUAAUUUUAUAAAACACUAACUGUGGAGCUUCCUUAAAAAAGUCUUAAGAUUUUAAAAUUUUUAAUCAUCACAACUAUAUAUCUCUUCCACAUCUUUUUUGGAACAUGAAAUUGAUGGCGUAACUCUUUUUAUGAUGGACAGUAUCGAAAAAUUAACAUUAUUUCCAAAAUUAAAGCAAAAGCUUUUAUUUUUAAGAGAGCGAGAAAAAUUGUUUAAAAUCAACGACGAUAGUUCAAUUACCAUUACGGAUUCAUCAUCAAGUUCUACAUUGCAUUCUAGAGUCUCUUCUUCUUAUUUCGAAUCGCAAAUUAACUUUUUAACAGAUAAUAGUAUGAAUGAUCAAAUAUUAGAGAAAUCAUCAACAAAAUCAGAAAUAAAUUCAACUUUUCCUGACCAAUAUAUUAUUCCAACAUUGCCAAAUACUUUGCUUGAAGAUAUAGAAGCGGGUGUAGUUCAUAAGUUUAUAAGUUUGCGCCACAUCAUACUAAUCGUCAAGUACUUAUUGAUACAAUAGCUCAUGAUUUAAUAAACAAUUUCAAUCUUUUGUAAGCUAUACUUAAUUAAGAACGACCAGGAGUGAUUUCAAAUAAAGACAUAAUUUAUGCUCCUUGCGUCAAGCAUACUUCUUUCAUAAAAGUGUUUUUUGUGGCAAAUAUAAAUUUGAAAUAUUUAUUGAAGCAAUUUCUAUUUUUAGUACUAUUUUUUGAGUUGUUCCUUCGCUCACACAUUUUACGUAGAUUCAUUCAAAAAAAAGUUAAAUAAGUAAUUAAAUUCUGACUGACAUGUGUUCAAUAAAUUCUACUAAUUUUUCAAGUAGGCAAAUCUGUAUUAUGACGAAAGUUAUCUAUUCCCGCGUACAGUACAUGAGAAAAUUAUUUUAUAUCAGUAAAAUGAACUGAAAACUAUUUUAGGUUAUCUGAAAUGGUUGAGCACUUUUGAAUAUACAAGUUUAUAUUAAUUCUGCCAAGAUUUUAAUGAAAUGUGAGAUUUCUGAUUGCCGUAGUAGUUUUGUUCCUGUCUCAAACGAAACAGACAAUGCUAAUACUACAAUAUCUUUAUCAAUCAAGGAACUGGAUAAAUAAACAGUUUAAUGUCAUAUUCGUUGAAUUUAAUUCUUUAUUGAUUUUUUUAUUAUUAUUUAGUUAUCCGACUCGUAAAUAAUUUGAUGAUAUAGGUACAGCUAUUGUUCGUAAAUUAAAAUUGCCAUUAACAAAAGACAAUGUUGGAAUUUGGAAAGAUGCUAUUCAAACUAAACUCAAACGAAAACGUUUUGAACAUCGAGAUAAUGAAGAAGUAAAAGCUUAUCAGUCGAAAUAUUCAAGAUUUGGAUCUGGACGUCCAGUCAAAAAAAUGAUUGGUGAAGUUGCUGAACGAGAUCGACAAAAACAAAUAAUGUUGGUAACUUACGAUGAUGACACAUUAACUGUUAUUCAAAAUAAAGCCAAAAAGUUACGUGAUGAUCCUCAACUUGAUCUUGAUAUUCGACUUCAGUUAUGGGAAGAAACUCUUCAUGUUAGACGUAAAGCUAUUCGUAAUCAAACAAUGUCAGAAAUUCUUGAAGAAUUUCCUGGAUAUAAAGAUUCAGUGUUGAUUUUUGAAGAAGUAAAGAUGAUAAUGGGAGCUGAUUUACGUGUUGUCGUACGUCGUCAAAUACCAAUUUUACUUGAAAAGAUUAUUGUGACACCUGCUUUUAUUACAGAUACUCCACCAAUACAACUUAUUCGUGUACUUUGUCGUCAAUUCGAUGAAUCAGUUCACCACUUAUAUUGCAAUACAGUAAGUGCUUUGCUGUAG